Messenger RNA from Camponotus floridanus (Florida carpenter ant), 1811 nucleotides. RefSeq lists its product as uncharacterized. Bases 1 to 1782 code for a protein of 593 amino acids. Gene Ontology annotation, molecular function: protein binding. The transcript is spliced from 5 exons. NCBI's taxonomy places the organism in Eukaryota, Metazoa, Arthropoda, Insecta, Hymenoptera, Formicidae. The record is from RefSeq and is a predicted model, not a curated record.
AUGAGCAACAAGAUUGAAUACUUUGUGAAGUAUUCAGUUGCACCUCCGCCCAGCAGAGAUUAUUACGGUCUAAAGAUUCUUCAAGACGAGGUGAUUUUAUACUUGUGGAGGAUCUCUCACGGACCCCACAAAGGACCAAUCGUACAUCGUGCCAAGCUCAUCGAAUUCAAUCAGGAGAAAGCCUUGCAAGACGAAAUACGUUACGCAUUUGGUAGACAUUUGUUAAAACACGUGAAAAAUAUUGCCGAAGGGAAUAGAAAUACUCUUUUGACUUUACCCAAAAAUUUAAUCGGAAGAAUUUCAAGAUAUUUAAAAUUCACAGAUAUUAUCAAAUUAUCCUCGUUGUCGCACGUCGCCUAUGAGGUAUUUAAUACUGAUUCAAUCUGGCAGAUAUUUUACAAGAGAGACAAAAAAGCCGAAGUUAGUCUAGAGGAAAGGGAGAAGGCUAGAAUCUAUGGUUGGAAGCAAUUGUAUAAAGAUAGACAAAUGCAGACGUCAAUAAGAGAUCAAAAAAAUUUUUCUCGAGUUCCGGUUAAACUUAUAAAUGAUGCAAAAACUAAUCAAUUACUGGGACCCACACGUACACAUACAAACACCAGCAAUGCGUCUAAAUCUAUCUCGAAAACAACUUCAAUCACAAAUAUUAUACCGAAGAAACGCUCAGAGUCUUCCAGCACGAAUCUCGUUACAAUUCCACUUUCCAAAACGAUGUCCGAUACUCGAUUUCGCGCAAAUAUAAGGAACGAGAAAUUAAUUCCACAAAAGAAGAAUGUGGGAAAUGCUAGUUUUACACUUAACGUAAAUGAGAAACACGUUAAAAAGGAAAUUGCAUCGAAAACAAUUAUAAAACGAGAACCUAAAAAUCUUUCCAAGUGUGACGAAUUAUCUGACAAACAACAAAACAAGAAUAAAUCGGAAAAGUAUCUUAAUAAAAUCGAUAAUACUAGCAAUGCAAAAUCAAUAACAUUAUCACAAGAAAGCAAACUAAAAUCCAGUACUUCUAAAAUAUCCUCUUCUAAAAACACUGUAGGAAAUGCCAAAUCUUCUUUAGAUUUAACGCAGAAUUCUCCCAACAAAAUUCGAUCGAAAAUAAAGACAAAGCCUAAGAAGAAGAUAACCGCGACCAGAUCUGAAAUAUUCAACACCGAUGCAGCUUUGCCGAAGAAUUCUUUCGAAAAUGAUAAUUUCGACUUAGCUGAUCUAAUCGAAGCAAGCUUGAAAAAUAUCCGAAGUCCACGAAGUAUAUUUGAUUAUGAUUUUAGUUGCAUACAGCAACCGGAUGCAACAAAAAAAGACAUUUUAAAGAUUAGAAACGAAAUUCAGAGCGUCAAUAAGUUGAACCAACUAAACCCCUCCCGAAACACGAAUAACUUUUCUAACAAAAUGAUACGAGGAGGCGAAUUUCUCGAGAAGCUUUCAGAAAGAUCUGAAUCCUUUAGUGAAAUAUCCAACGAAUCUCUUAUAAAUGAUAUAAAAUUUGUACCGGAUGGAGACAAUAAAUCGAUAUUAUUAGCUGAAAAAUACAGGAAAGCUCGGGAAGACCUCCAACAAUCCUUAGAUUGGAAACGAAAUAUGUCAGUACCUUCUGAAGAUCGAUGGGAACCAUAUUCUGAGGUAAAUUUCCGGAAUAAAUCCCUUAAUCCUAAAAAUGUUGACAAUAAUGGAGAGAAGUAUCUUAUUUCUCGAAGACCAAGAAAUUCCUCUCUUUUAAAAGCUUACACUUCGAGCAGCUUGGAGAGUAAAAAGAAUGUUGGCACACAUAGUUUUAAAAAUGUCAAAUAAAACUCACAGAAAUCUGAAAAAAAACAUUA